AUGAGCAAAAUUAAGGAAAAAGAAUCAGAAAAUGAUGAUGCUUUUGGACUCUAUUUAAAAAGCUAAGUAAAAUAAAUAAACAAUAAUUUUAGGAGUUAAAAAAUACUUAUAGAAUUGAAGAAUCAAUAAUAGAAAUUAAUAAAGCUUUGAACAUUGAUCCAUAAUUUUCAGAAGCAUACACUUUAAGAAGUAUAAUUUCGAAAAUACUAAUUUAGGUGAAUUAUAUGAAAAUUUGAAUUAAUAUUAUUGGGCAUUGAUUGAUGUAAAUUAUAGCAUAUCUAUUAAUGAUAAAAAUGCAGAAAGUUUUUAUUAGAGAGGUAUAGUUUGAAUUUUAAAAUCAAAGCAACCAUUUAUUGGAGAAAAUAGUAAUUUGACCAAGCUUUAUAGGAUUGUAUGAGAUGCAUUGAGAUAAAUACAAAUCAUGCUAUGGCAUAUUGUAGAAUGGGUAAUAAUAAGAAUAAACUUGUAGGUACCAUCAUGAGUGAUUUGAAAUAAAAAGAUAAAGAACUUUAUUAUUAUAAUUAUGCUUUGGAAAAAGAUUGUUAUUGUUUUUAUGCAUUUAUGUGUAGAGGUAAAAUAAUGUGAAAAAAAGGCUUGUAUUAUGAGGACGAAAGCCUAAUCGAUCAAGCUUUUAAAGAUUACAAUGAAGCUAUUAAAAUUAAUCCAAAAUAUAGUUAAAGCUACUAUAAUAGAGGUGAAUAUACUACACAUAAUAUAAAAGGCAAUUUAUAUAAAAAGAUUGAUGAGAAUGAUAAUGCAUUAAUUGAUUACAAUCAAGCAAUUUAACUUAAUCCAAAAUUUAUUAAUGCCUACUACAAAAGAGGUAAAUACUAUUACGCUUAAUAUAUAGGCGCCUUAUUUUAUGAUAUUGGCUAGAAUGAAAAUGCGUUAAUGGAUUAUAAUCAAGUAAUUGAAUUAGAUCCAUAAUAUACUGAUGCCUACAUUAAUAGAGGUGAAUACUAUUAAGCUUAAUAUAUUAGGCGUUUUAUAUUAUCAAAUAGGAGAGAAAGACAAAGCAUUAAAUGAUUAUAAACAAGCAAUCCAAAUCGAUCCAUAAAAUACAGAUGCUUAUUUAAGUUUAGGUAAAUACUAUUACACUAAAUAAAUUAGGUGUGCUUUAUUAUAACAUUGGUGAGAAAUAGAACGCAUUAUUUUAUUAUAAUCAAACAAUCUAAAUUGAUCCAAAAUACAAUAAAGCCUACUAUCAAAGAGGUGAAUACCAUUAAACUAAAUAUUUUAGGGCGUGUAUUUUAUGAUAUUGGUGAGAAAGACAAUGCAUUAUUUGAUUAUAAUUAGGCAAUCCAACUUGAUCCAAAAUACACAGAAGCCUACUAUCAAAGAGGUGAAUACUAUUAAGCUUAAUAUAUUAGGCGUUUUAUAUUUUGAUUCUGGUUUGAAAGACAAUGCCUUAAUGGAUUAUAAUAAAGCAAUCCGACUUGAUCCAAAAUAUACUAAAGCCUUACUUAAAAGAGGUGAGUACUAUUACACUUUAUUGAUUAGGCACUUUAUAUUAUGAAACUGGCGAGAAAGAAAAAGCAUUCUGUGAUUAUAAUCAAACAAUUCAACUUGAUCCAAAAUACGCUAAAGCCUACCAUAAAAGAGGUGAAAUUACUUUACUGAAUAUAUUAGGAGUUUUAUAUUAUGAUAUUGGAGAGAAAGAGAAAGCAUUAUAUGAUUAUAAUUAAGCCAUCCAACUUGAUCCAAAAUAUUCUGAAGCCUACUAUAAAAGAGGUAAAUACUAUUGCACUUAAUUUAUUAGGUGUUUUAUAUUAUAAAAUUGGUGAGAAAGACAAAGCAUUAUAUGAUUAUAAUUAAACAAUUCAACUUGAUCCACAAUAUGCUAAAGCCUACUAUAAGAGAGGUGAAAUUAUUUUACUGAAUAUAUAUUAGGUGAUUUAUAUUAUGAUAUUCGAGAGAAAGAGAAAGCAUUAGAUGAUUAUUAUCAAGCCAUCCAACUUGAUCCUGAAUAUUCUAAAGCUUACUAUAAAAGAGGUAAAUACUAUUGCACCUAAUAAAAUAGGCAAUUUAAAAAAAGAAACUUCUCAAAACGAGUCUGCACUUUAUGAUUACGAUCGAGCAAUCCGAUAUAAUCCAUAAUUUAGUAAUGCUUACAUGAAUAGAGGUUAAGACUAUCACACUUAAAUAAUUAGGCGAUAUAUAUAACAAAAUUAAUUAGAAAAACAAAGCAAUACUGGAUUAUAAUCAAGUAAUCCAACUUGAUCCAAAAUCAACUUAAGCCUACUAUAAAAGAGGUAAAUACUAUUGCACUUAAUAUAUUAGGUGCUUUAUAUUAUAAAAUUGGAGUGAAAGACAAUGCAUUAAUUGAUUAUAAUCAAGCAAUCAAACUAAAUCCAAGAUUUAUUAGUGCAUACUAUAAACGAGGUGUGUACUAUUAUAUUAGUAUAUUAGGAGUUUUAUAUUAUGAUAUUGGUUAGAAAGAUUAUGCACUACUUGAUUACAAUUAAGCAAUCCAACUUGAUCCAAAUUUUGCUAGCGCUUACUAUAAAAGAGGUGAACACUAUUAAGCUUGAUAUAUUAGGCGUUUUAUAUUGUCAUAUUGGCGAAAAAGCUAAUGCGUUAUUUGAUUUUGCUCAAGCAAUAAGAAUCGAUCCAAAAUUUGCUAACACUUACAUGAAUAGAGGUAAAUACUAUUAUACUUUAUCUUAGGUGUUUUAUAUUAUAAAUUUGGUGAGAAAGACAAAGCAUUAAUUGACUAUAAUCAAGCAAUCCAACUAAAUUAAAAAUAUACUAAAGCAUACUAUAAUCGAGGUGAACACCAUUAUACUUAAUAUAUUAGGAGUUUUAUAUUAUGAUAUUGGUGAGAAAGACAAAGCAUUAAUUGAUUAUAAUUAAGCAAUCAAAUAAGAUUACAAAUUUUCAAAUGCCUACAUUAAUAGAGGUAAAUGCUAUUACACAAAACAUUUUAGGCAACGUAUAUAAAAAAAAUGGCUAGAAUGACAAAGCAUUAAUUGAUUAUAAUUAUGUGAUCCAAUUUGAUGAAAAAAAUGUUUAAGCCUAUGUCAAUAGAGGUGAUACUGUUAAUAUUAACUUACUAGGCAAUUUAUAUAAAAAUGUUGGCUAGAAAGACAAAGCAUUAAUGGAUUAUAAUCAAGCGAUAUAGUAUGAUCCAAAAUUUACUAUUGCAUAUUAUAAUAGAGGUGAAUACUUUUGCAGUUAGUAUCUUAGGUGUUUUAUAUUAUGAAAUGGGAAAGAAGGACAAAGCAUUAAUUGAUUAUAAUCAAGUAAUUUAACUCGAUCCACAAUUCACUAAAGCGUUAUAUAAUAGAAGUGAAUACAAUAAAUUAAAUAUAUUAGGCAUUUUAUAUUAUGAUAUAGGUGAGAAAGAGAAAUCAUUAAUUGAUUACAAUUAAGCAAUCUAAAUUGAUGUAAAAUAGUCAUAUAUUUAAUGA
Paramecium octaurelia is the source of this 3410-nucleotide messenger RNA. NCBI's taxonomy places the organism in Eukaryota, Ciliophora, Oligohymenophorea, Peniculida, Parameciidae. The record is from the annotation of a GenBank genome assembly.